Molecule: messenger RNA, 4294 nt
Organism: Branchiostoma belcheri (Belcher's lancelet)
Lineage: Eukaryota; Metazoa; Chordata; Leptocardii; Amphioxiformes; Branchiostomatidae
Exons: 6
Coding region: 122-2713 (863 amino acids)
Molecular function (GO): DNA-binding transcription factor activity; zinc ion binding
Source: RefSeq, a predicted model, not a curated record
UCAAGGUAAAGCACUGUCAAAUACAAAAUGCACUUUUCCUUUGAACUUCAUGAUUGCCAUUUUUUAUUACCAUGACUGCUAACAUUUUGGUGCUGCAGUAAUAAACUGUUUUAAUCUGAUUAUGCAAAUGUCUCUUUUCAAUUUCCAGAUUACUGACAACACCAAGAGUAAGAAAAGGGAGGCCUCAAAAGCACUAAAGGCUGAAAUAGCAGCAAACCCUGGCACAGUGGAAUCACAGGUCCAAUUCCACACAGUGUUUCCGUCUUUGGAAGAACACAAAAACCACCCAGUUGUUGGCCCGGUAGCUGAGCUGCGGGAAGGUAUUGAUCCAAGAGUCGAGCAACUCAUUGUCAACCUCACCUUAGCUGGGGCCAGGAAGCUGAGUGAGAUAAGACGGCACCUCGUCAUGUAUGUGGAACAGGACCUGUUUCGAGAUGAGACGCCACCACCUCAGACCAGACGACGAUACCAUCCUACUGAUCAAGAUAUAAGGAAUAUUAUGACCAAGGCCAAAGAGUCAAUGCGAGAGUCAAAUAAUGACCUGGGGGCUAACGUGCAGAUCUUAGCCUCCAGAUGGGAAGCAGACAGCAGCCUAAAGUUCAGACCUAGCGCGGAAACAACACAGCUUCUGUUCUGCUAUCAGACCGGCUGGCAGAAACGGCUGAUGCACAUCUAUGGGCAGCAGAUGUGUCUGCUAGAUGCGACGUACAGAACCUGUCGAUACUCUGUACCUCUCUUCUUCCUAUGUGUCAGAGCGAAUGUGAGUUAUGUUGUGGUAGGACUCUUCAUCGUACAAGAAGAGUCCAUAGCAGCCAUCAAGGAGGCUCUCCAUGUCUUUAAGGACUUCAACCCUAACUGGCAUCCAAGCCAUUUUAUGGUUGAUUUCUCUUCAGCCGAGAUUGCUGCCCUGGAGGAGGAGUUCCAGGAGUCCAAAGUCCUGCUUUGUGACUUCCAUCGUGAAAAAGCAUGGGUGCAGUGGUGCAGGAAGAGAGAGAACGGAGUCGCUGAUGUCCAAGACGCCCUUCUGAAGCUUCUGAGAGGUUAUGUCCUCUCAACUCUAACAUUUAAAAAACUAUGUUCCUCUUUUUUAUCUUCAAGGUAUACUCAACUCAAUGUGAGAAGCUCAUCACUCUUCAGCGAGUACGAUGCACAUGUGCCAAAGUUCUUGUGGGACAGACCCAGAGGUGUUGUCAGCCAUAUCAGAUCAAGACUCCAAGGGGCGUUAUUGUAUCAAGAGAAGGAUGUCACUGCAGUCAGCAGCGGCACGUUCAACGUGAAGAGUGAGAGCAAGCCCACCACACACCAAAGCUUUGGUACCUGUGACAUCAUGCCAUCUUGUACUUGCAAAGACUGGAUGCGACACAAGCUCCCUUGCAAGCAUAUGUGUGCUGUAUUCCACCACGUGCCAGGAUGCGGAUGGCAUAGUCUUGCUAGAUGCUACAAAGACAACCCAAUAUUCUCUUUGGAUGAAGAAUGCCUGGCACAAACACGUACUGAGUACAGUGAAGGUAACAGUUCAGAAUCAAUCACAGUACCAAUGGAUGUGCCCUUAUCAUGUGGUCUUCCUGAACUGCCCUGUGAUGAAGAGCUAUGCUCUGCUUCCCUCCCCCCAAGAAAGAGACAGAAUAAGACAAAACUGAGAAGAGAAUGCGCCAGCAUUCUGAGGGAGGUCACUGAUCUCACGUACCAUCUCCAAGAUGAGACCUACCUGGAACACCUAAAGGAGCAACUGACUAACAUCAAGGAUGACAUGAGGCAACACGUGCCCCACGAUGACACGCUCCCUCUGACUCUGACACCUAAGAAAAGGAAGGCAGAAAGUGGUCAUGAAACUGAGCUGGAUCCAGGUCAAUCUGGGACUCUUCCCAUUAAACGAGUGCCCCAAAAACACCCGUUCACCAAAAGAGUUGGUCACCAUGCAGAGACAAUGAGGGCGAACUUUCGGGUGUCCCUGAACCUCGAGACUGUUACAGACAAAGAAGAUGUUUCUGUUUGUAUGGCAGAGGUGCCCAUCACCUUGAGUGAUGAGGAUGAAAAAGUUGACAACAUCUGUCCCGAAGAUGGUGAGAAGAAGGCAAACACAGGGUUCGAACACUUUGGCAAAACAAUGCUGAAUGAAGGUGACAAGAACAUUCUACAGACCGGGCAGUGGCUGACUGACCGGCACAUUAACUGUGCUCAGCAACUACUGAAAAACGAAUAUCCCUUCAUCGAAGGGUUCAAUGAUACCAUCACACUUGCCCACGACCAAGCACCUGUGCCAGCAUCAGCUGAGUGCAUUCAGGCACACCAUGUGGAAGGCCACUGGGUCUUAUCAACAUCAGUAGGUGGUAACAUAACUGUGUAUGAUUCACUCCGUCCAUCGAUGAAGCACAGUCUUCGACAACAGCUGGUCGGCCUGUACCGGCGCUAUGCCAGUGGAGAGAACUGUGUUAUACCGGUGACAGUCAUCUGUGCACAGACACAGAGAGGAGGAAAUGACUGUGGGCUCUUUGCAGUAGCAAAUGCUGUGGCGUUGGCCGAGGGCAUCUCUCCUGUGGACAUUUCAUUUAAGCAAAGCAGUAUGAGGUUGCACUUAGAAGAGUGCUUUGCAACAGGGAGAGUAGAGAUGUUUCCACAUGAAAAAGCAAGACAGACCAACACCCAGAAAACCACCUAUCAACUGUCCACAUUCUGCAAGUGCCUUGAGUACAUUAGCCUAGAUCACCCAUGAUCCAGUGUGACAGCUGUGAGCAGUGGUUCCACUACCGCUGUGUAAAGCUGACGGCUCAUAAUGUUGCCUCCAUGGUUACAGAGGAUGAGUACAUCUGCCCCACAUGCCAGGCCUGAACAGUACGUGGCGAAGUACAUGCUUCUUUUUUCCUUUUUUUUCUGUAGGGGAAAACUUAUCUGCCCAAUUUAAUAGAGUCAAUGUGGCCCUUAAAGGUAUAAUGCUUAACUGUUGAACCAACAUCUUUGUAAAUAGUUCACAUUCCAAAAGUGUUAGUUACUUUAUAUAGUUGUUAAGUAUCUGUUCAAAUUCAAAAAAUUUCUCAAAAGUUGAACAACAGUCAAACAGCUUUUUUGGGCAGCAUGAGAACCAAGGGCACAACCACUUUCUAUGCUUUAUCUGCAUUUGACAGCAGCAUGGAACGUUAAUUACAUUACCCUCAAUUUUUUUUGUUUCAUUUGUUUUUGUUCAGAGGACACUGCCUCGGUGACUGGGCUUGGCUUAGGGUUACACUCCCUAAGUGACCGAGGGGGCCCAACUUAAUGUUCCAUGUUACUGCCUAAUGUAGCCAGCAUAGUUAGUGGUUGAUGUAGAAAAAUAAUUGUUUGGCACUUGGGGAUUUUAUUUUUUUAAACUUGAAUGUUUUUGUCUUUCUUUAGGGGGGAGGGGGAUGACACCCUUGGCAGAUGACCUCCCCGUUGGUGGGUGUCGGUAAUGUUGUCCUCACAGGCAACAGCUAACGAUCUGCCAUAUGAUAUUAUGAAUAUAUUAUGAUCAGGCACCUGAAUUGCUAAGACUUUAAUCUGUUAAGGUUUCAUUUUCUGUGCAAAUCAAAGCAAGACUGAGCGUGGCUAUUGACAUUCCUGGUAUAUGUCAAUAAGAAAAUACUUGUUUCUGGGCAGUAAAGACCAGGUAAGAUAACUUACAGGUGACAUAGGUGUGUUUCGGUCCAUGUGUUUCUGGGCAGGAGAGAACAGUCAGGUCAGAUACCUUACAGGAGAUAAAGUGUAAGAAAACACACCUGACUCACCUGUAAGGUACCUUGCACAGUCCUUAUGUCACGAAGUGUUUUACACAUAUAUUAUAUUCGAGCAGGGGGGCUGCUGCCUGUUCCAGCACACCGUGCGCACGUGGUAACCAUGUGCGCACGCGGUGUUAAGCAGGUGUUCAAACAGGUAGCAACGACACCUGUUCGAAGGAAGGGGUUCUAGAAGAGUUACGUUACCGGAUUCAGGGACUUGAAAGAAAUAAAGGAAAACGAUAAGACGUAAUGUCUAAGUCUCCGUCAUUUCACGUGGCCGCCGUGAAACUUAGUUAAAAAUAACAAACCUGACUCACCUACAGGUGUCUCACCUUGUCCCUUGUCAGCCGCCCAAGUCCCAGGAAAUACACGUAACUCGCCUGUAAGGUGUCUUACCUGAUUCCUUGUCAGCCCAAGUCAAAAGUUAGACACGUAACUCGCCUGUAAGGUGUCUCACCUGGUCCCUUGCCAGCCAAAGUCAAAAGAAAUACAUGUAACUCACCUGUAACAUUAGUGUCUUACCUGGUUCAUACCAUGAACAUACAAAUUAUCAAGCUUGUACU